AAAAAAUGCAUCUGCACAUCAUCCUCGUAACUUCCAUUUCAUCCACCGGGCGCCGUUCUUUCAAGUUUGUCAACCCAAAGCCGCCAACUCCAAAAUAUUUCCGACCUCCUCCUCCGCUCACGGCCGCGGCGGAGGGGCAGGCGCAUUGAUCGAUCCGACAUUCCUGCCCUUUCCGACGACGAUCGACCCGUCUACUACCACCAUUUCCACCUCCACCACUGAGUCCCUCGCUGGAGGCACCGCUUCCAACCGUUGGCGCCGCUGCCGAUCUUGCUUUUGUCUCGCCAAGAAACUAAGAGUUGUUCUGUUAUUUGCGUCUCGAUUCGUCUCAAAACCGUGGAUCGCGUGUCUCAUUGCCGAAUCUGGGAGGUUCGGGGUGGAGAUCUACGCAAUGACGACAAGGAAUCGGACGCCACUGUACAAGAAGUACCGCGACGCCUUACGAAGCGUUCGGGUGCCGAUGGCCUCUUUUUCUCCCUCCCAUGCUGGCCCUUCGUCAUCUGUGUCGUCCUCUUCUUCGGCGGGGCGUGGUGGUCCGGUAAUCGAAAUGGUGAGCACUUCGCUUCUCCAUCCCAAUCGGUCUUAUGCUCCCGUUAGCACGGAAGACCCGGGCAAUUCCAGUAGAGGGCAUAUUAUGGUUGGUUUACCUCCAGCAUGGGUGGAUCUUUCUGAAGAAAUAUCUGCAAAUAUGCAACGUGCUCGAACAAAAAUAUCAGAGUUAGUCAAAGUUCAUGAGAAGGCCUUAAUGCCUUCUUUUGGAGAUGGAAAAGAAGACCAACUUGCAAUUGAGGUUCUUACCCAUGAAAUAACAGAUUUAUUGAAGCGAUCUGAGAAACGACUGAUGAAGUUAUCUCCUAGUGGGCCUUCUGAAGAGUCAAAUGUUAGAAGGAAUGUUCAGAGAUCACUUGCAACAGAUCUUCAGAAUCUCUCAAUGCAGCUGCGAAAAAAGCAGUCAAUUUAUUUAAAGCGUCUCAGAGAGCAAAAGGAGGGUCAAGAUGGCUUGGAUUUUGAUAUGAAUAUAAAUGGAACUAUGUCUAACAUGGAAGAUGAUGUAUUUGUUGAUGUGGGCUUCAGUGAACAUCAGAUGUCUCAACUGAAAAGAAAUGAGGCAUUUACAAGAGAGAGGGAGAGAGAAAUUGCACAGGUUGUGGAAUCAGUAAACGAACUUGCACAGAUAAUGAAGGAUCUCUCUGUCCUUGUGAUAGAUCAGGGAACAAUCAUUGAUCGAAUCGAGUAUAAUAUUCAGAAUGUCGCAUCCACAGUGGAAGAGGGCUACAAGCAGUUACAGAAGGCAGAGAGAACACAGAGAAAAGGAGGAAUGGUUAUGUGUGCUACCAUCCUUGUGAUAAUGUGCUUCGUUAUGCUAGUCCUCCUAGUACUAAAGGAGAUAUUCUUCUGACAAAGACAACUCUGAAAAGAUGAAUAUCCCAAAAGAUCAGCAACCAUGGUAAAGGAUGUCAUGCUUGAGGCACUGGGAUGGUUUCUUAUAUGAGUUUACAGCAGGCUCAUGCAGUUCUCCUCGUUAGACAAUUUUCCGGGUGAUCUCCAAUUUUAUAAUUCACUGAUUCUUUUUUGAAAGAAGUGAAGAUCUCCAAGUUUACAGAAGGCUCAUACAGUUCUCGACACUAGACAAUUGUACAUGUGAUCUCCAAUUUUCUAAUUCACUGUUUCUUUUUUUGAAAGCAAUGAAUUGGAUGAUCUUGAUUCA
Musa acuminata subsp. malaccensis (wild Malaysian banana) is the source of this 1708-nucleotide messenger RNA. Its product is annotated as syntaxin-43-like. Lineage: Eukaryota; Viridiplantae; Streptophyta; Magnoliopsida; Zingiberales; Musaceae. Gene Ontology annotation, molecular function: SNAP receptor activity; SNARE binding. Gene Ontology annotation, biological process: vesicle fusion; intracellular protein transport; vesicle-mediated transport. Gene Ontology annotation, cellular component: membrane; endomembrane system; SNARE complex. The record is from RefSeq and is a predicted model, not a curated record.